Molecule: messenger RNA, 2426 nt
Organism: Botrytis cinerea B05.10
Lineage: Eukaryota; Fungi; Ascomycota; Leotiomycetes; Helotiales; Sclerotiniaceae
Gene: Bcpos5
Product: Bcpos5
Exons: 4
Coding region: 243-1511 (422 amino acids)
Biological process (GO): NAD+ metabolic process; NADP+ biosynthetic process
Molecular function (GO): NAD+ kinase activity
Source: RefSeq, a predicted model, not a curated record
GGUUUUUUGGAGUGCUGAGGUUUGUUUGGAUAAGAAAGGCGUCGGUAACCUAUGGACAAGGCAGGGAAGUUCUCUGGCCUUUCUUCGAAUCACCGUCGUGAGAAUUGUCAUCAAAGUCAAUAAGAACCAAAACAAUAUGGCCGUCUUCUUCCAAUGAGAGGGGAGAGAUAGACAGCUAUCUGCUCACGCAUGAAACUCGAUUGCAAUCAAUCAUUGUGCUCUUGCCAUUUCAAAAAGUCAGCAUGUUUCCGAGGGUGUUGCCCAGGUUUCGCUCCAUGCAGAUUAGAUCUUUUAGCAACACAACACCACGACCAGAAAUCUUAGAUGUCACAAGUUUGCCGGAUAAGAUCGUUCCUCGAUAUCAUCGGUCACAAGAGAGCGAUCUCCUUUCUUUACAAUGGCCCUCGCCACCUCGAAACCUUUUAAUCAUAAAGAAGGAUCGUUCCCCAACCGUUGCUGAGGCUCUCCUUGAAUAUGUCAAACAUAUACACUCAAACUACAACAACACAUCUCUCAUAUUCGAGCGAAAGGUGGCCGAGAGUAUACACCAUUCUUUGCCAUUUCCAAUCUACAGUGCUGACCUUCCAUCCCUCUUCCCAUCUAAAGUUGAUAUGGUAACAACACUCGGUGGAGAUGGAACAAUUUUACAUGCAUCUUCUCUUUUCAGCACUACUCGUCAUGUUCCUCCAAUUCUUUCCUUUAGUAUGGGUACUCUAGGGUUCUUGGGCGAGUGGAAGUUUGCUGAAUAUAAACGAGCCUUUCGAGAAGUCUACAUGUCGGGUGCUGCUGCUGGAUCUCACCUCUUUCAAGAUGAGAUGCAUCCUCACAUCCAAACAUCUACUUCAGACAAGAUUGACGAUCUGUCUGGCUGGUCGAGCAUGAGAGGCAAGUCCAUGGGAUCAACAAGGAGUUCCAAAGUGCUUCUCAGAAAUAGAUUGAAGGUAGAGGUCUUUGACGCUAAUGGAAAAAGCGCUCACGAGAGUGCAGCAGGCGAUGUGCAUGCCAUGAAUGAAGUUAUUAUUCAUCGGGGGAAAGAAGCACAUUUAGCCAUUAUUGAAGUUUUUGUCAAUAAUCAAUUUUUGACUGAGGCUGUUGCAGAUGGUAUGAUCAUCUCCACACCAACAGGAAGUACGGCAUAUAGUUUGAGUUCUGGUGGCAGUAUCAUUCACCCCCUCGUCAGCAGCCUCCUUUUGACGCCGAUCUGUCCAAGAAGUCUUUCAUUUAGACCUCUUGUUGUACCUGCCAAUACACCAAUCAAACUUCGAUUAAGUGAUAAGAAUAGAGGAAGGGAAUUGGAAGUUAGUAUUGAUGGACAAAGAAGAAGUAUUGGAGUUGGCGUCGGUAUGGAGGUAAGAGUUCAAGGCGAGGAAAUGGUAAAAGGCAGCAGCGAGUGGGGUGGGGGCGUUCCUUGUGUUAUGAGAGGGGCCAAAAGUGGCAUGAAAGAUGACGACGGUUGGGUUGGAGGCUUGAAUGGGUUGCUGAAGUUCAACCAUCCUUUUGGCGAAGAAUAAUGUCCGAGAUCGAUUGAAUGGUGGAUAUCAAUUCUAUCACCAAGGCUGAUUCUAUCUCCUGUUUAUUCGUAACAUGAUAAUCAAGAGGGCAUCUUGAACCACGUUGCCUACAACCCGGACCAGCAACAAUAUUUGAGCCAUAUUUGAUUUCUAGCAGCCCCAGAAACCCUGCUAUUUUGUGAGUGGACAUUUUGUGUUUGUCAACAUCUCGAGACUAAGUCCAUGAAAAAUUCGACUUCAAAUAAGACGUAUGUAUUGAGGUUUGAGCAAUCUCUCCAAUUCUUUCACUAAAUACAAAAGUUUGUACAUUACGAAAUCAAGAAUAUAUGAGUCACUACGGAACUUUACAGAUCUCAUGGCUUUUCGAUUCAAUUUUUAUCUUGGUACGAUACAUGUAUCAUUGCAAGGAAUUUUGAAUCAUCAGAAGACUCUCUGCUUUAGGGAUUAUGGAAUAAUAGUCAUCCAGCCGCCAAUUUAUUCGUUGGGAAUGUAGUGGAACAUAAUUAAAUUGUUCGGUUGUAGCCCCCGGCACCUUCGGUUGAUUCCUGUUAUUGCCAUGCUAGCAACGGCGAUUGUGUAAGUGUCCCAACGACUUCAAAUCGUGACAUAUCCUCAUCACAUCUCCAAUUCUCGCUUCAGCCUCUUCGGUUUUCACCGAAGUCUAGUAUGUCGUUACAUAUCUACAUACAUACUUAUAGAACAUUUUUCGACCGCUCGAGUUACUUUGUUAAUUUAGUACACUUGAAUCUACCACGUUGCUGGCGCAUUUCAAACACCUAGUGUCGUUGUAAAAUCUAAGACUCUAAGGAUACAGCACGUUAGAUUUCCUCCCAUGUUGGUAACGCACACUAUCCUGUCAAGAUCAAAGACGAUCGGAUUUGGUUUCUGCGUGAUACAUGACCAAUUGAUGAAACA